UAAAAUACAAUAUCCACCGUAUCAUUCCCUCAUUUCGCCCAACUUCCUCCCUCAUUUGAUGCCAGGCAAGUAGGAGCGAGCGAGCAUCAUCCGAGACCCCUAGCCGAUCGCCACCGUGCCAAUGGCAACCCCGACCGUGGUGCUGCUGCCCGUCUGGGGCGUCGGCCACCUCAUGUCCAUGCUCGACGCCGGCAAGCGGCUGCUCGCCCGCAGCGGCGGCGCCCUGUCGCUCACGGUGCUCGUAAUGCAGGCGCCGACGGAGAGCUACAGGUCCGAGGUCGCCGGCCACAUACAGAGGGAGGAGGCCUCCGGCCUGGGCAUCCGCUUCCAGCACCUCCCCGCCGUCGAGCCCCCGACGGACCACGUGGGCGUCGAGGAGUUCGUCUCCCGGUUCGUGCAGCUCCACGCGGCGCAUGUGAGGGCGGCCAUCUCCGGCCUGACGUGCCCGGUGGCGGCGCUCGUCCUCGACUUCUUCGGCACCACCAUGCUCGACGUGUCCCGCGAGCUCGCUGUGCCGGCCUACGUCUACUUCACCGCCAGCGCCGCCAUGUACGCGCUCUUCCUGCGCCUGCCGGCGCUCCAGGAGGAGGUGGCCGUCGAGUUUGAGGAGAUGGAAGGCAUGGUCGACGUGCCCGGGCUGCCGCCGGUUCCGCCGGCGUCCCUCCCGUCGCCGGUGAUAGACAAGAAGCACCCGAAUUACGAAUGGUUCGUGUACCACGGCAGGCGCUUCAUGGAAGCCAAGGGCGUCAUCAUCAACACGGCGGCCGAGCUGGAGGCGAGCGUCCUUGCCGCCAUCGCCGACGGCCGGUGCACGCGCGGAGUCCCUGCCCCGACGGUCUACCCAGUAGGCCCCGUGCUCUCCCUGAGCCCGCCGGCGGAGCGGCCGCACGAGUGCGUGGUGUGGCUGGACGCGCAGCCCCCGGCGUCGGUGGUGCUCCUCUGCUUCGGCAGCGGAGGGUUCUCCGCCGCGCCGCAGGCGCACGAGGUAGCCCGCGGGCUGGAGCGCAGCGGGCACCGCUUCCUGUGGGUCCUCCGCGGCCCGCCGGCGGCCGGCGCGCGGCAGCCCUCGGACGCGAACCUGGAGGAGCUGCUCCCGGAGGGGUUCCUGGAGCGGACGGAGGGGAAGGGCAUGGUGUGGCCGACGAGGGCGCCGCAGAAGGAGAUACUGGCGCACGCCGCCGUGGGGGGCUUCGUGACGCACGGCGGAUGGAACUCGACCCUGGAGGCCCUGUGGUUCGGGGUGCCGAUGGUGCCGUGGCCGCGCUACGCCGAGCAGCACCUGAACGCCUUCACGCUGGUCGCAUACAUGGGCGUGGCCCUGGCCAUGGAGGUGGACAGGAAGAGGAGCAACUGGGUCGACGCGUCGGAGCUGGAGCGGGCCGUGAGGGCGCUCAUGGACGGCGACUCCGACGACGGGAGGAAGGUGAGGGAGAAGGCCGUGGCGAUGAAGAGCGCGUGCAGGAAGGCCGUCGCCGAGGGCGGGUCCUCUUACUGUGCAUUGGGGAGGCUCUCCGAGGAGAUGAUCAAUGGCACGAACAAGUAAUUGACGAACACGGAGAUGAACUUGUAGAGUGUGAGUGUUCCCGUCCAGAGUGUGGCUGCAUGUUGCGGCUCUUUCUCCAUUUCGAGUUCUCUCUCUUUGGGACUUGCGGGUGGCUUCUCUCCGCUUAUUUUUCCGUUCUUGUUCGUUCCAUUACCCUUUCUCCUGACCUGGUCUGGUAAUCAUGCCAACAUAUCGUUGACCUGUUCUGUUUCCCAAUAAAAUCACCUGCCAUUUGUUUGGUCUGA
Triticum dicoccoides is the source of this 1788-nucleotide messenger RNA. Its product is annotated as anthocyanidin 3-O-glucosyltransferase 2-like. The transcript has a single exon. The coding region runs from base 122 to 1543 and encodes 473 amino acids. The record is from RefSeq and is a predicted model, not a curated record. Gene Ontology annotation, molecular function: UDP-glucosyltransferase activity. NCBI's taxonomy places the organism in Eukaryota, Viridiplantae, Streptophyta, Magnoliopsida, Poales, Poaceae.